Macadamia integrifolia is the source of this 1388-nucleotide messenger RNA. RefSeq lists its product as uncharacterized. Gene Ontology annotation, cellular component: cytoplasmic microtubule. The record is from RefSeq and is a predicted model, not a curated record. The transcript has 6 exons. Gene Ontology annotation, biological process: microtubule cytoskeleton organization. NCBI's taxonomy places the organism in Eukaryota, Viridiplantae, Streptophyta, Magnoliopsida, Proteales, Proteaceae. Gene Ontology annotation, molecular function: microtubule binding. The coding region runs from base 214 to 1209 and encodes 331 amino acids.
UAUGAGUCAUAACGGCUGGUUACGAACUGUAGAAAUUCACACUCAAAGACAAGAGAGCGUCUCUCUCUCUCUCUCUCUCUCUCUAAACUCAGAACAGUGACCAGAUUUGGGAGACACUCUGAAUCUCCGAUGCUCGCUGCUAAUCCUAUAAUUCCUCUAGCUGUUUAGCGGAUCCAUUGCCUCUUCUGCAUUGGACUGAUACGCUCAACAGGGAUGUCGGGAAACACCCUCAGAGAUCUCAAUACACUGGUGGGAUCAGAGAAGAAAAAUGAAAGUUCUAGUAAGGGGGGCUUUCAAAAGGCUUAUAUUGAGAAUGGAAAUGAAAAUCUUGACAAAUGGCAGCAGAAAUUUCCUAUUUCACUGGCCUCAGCACCAAUUAAUGAAUGUGAAAUUGUGAAUACUGGAACAGAAGUAGGUGUGUCAGAAUUGGAGUACAUAGAAUCUGAAAAUCUGAACGAUCUAGAAGAUGUAGAUACUAUUCUCAAGACAUUGUUGGCAGGACUAGACUCCAAAGAUUGGGUUUUGGUAUGUGAAGCACUGAAUAAUGUUCGCCGAUUAUCAAUAUAUCACAAGGAGGCAAUGCUUGAGAUGCUGGGCAACGUGAUCUCAUUAAUUGUGAAAUCCUUGAAGAAUCCAAGAAGUGCUGUCUGUAAAACUGCAAUAAUGACAUCUGAAGACAUUUUUAAUGCUUACAGCAAUCAUAUAAUUGAUUCCCUUGAGCCUCUGCUUGUUCAACUUCUUCUCAAGUCUUCACAAGAUAAAAGAUUUGUUUGUGAUGCUGCUGAGAGAGCCUUGGUAGCAAUGACUACUUGGGUUUCCCCUUCUCUGUUGUUACCAAAGUUGCAACCAUAUCUUAAGCACAAGAAUCCUCGAAUACGAGCAAAGACAUCAAUGUGCUUUUGUCGAAGUGUGCCAAGGCUGGGGAUUGAGGGAAUUAAAUCUUAUGGGAUCGAUAAAUUGAUCCAAAUAGCUGCAUCUCAACUCAGUGACCAGCUCCCAGAGUCCAGGGAGGCUGCUCGCGGUCUUCUUUUGGAACUGCAAACUGUAUAUGAGAAAUCCAACAUCUCUGCACCAACUGCAGAAUCUGAGCAUUCAGAAAUGGGUUCUUGGGAGCACUUAUGUCAAUCAAAACUCUCUCCUUUAAGUGCACAAGCCGUCCUGCGUGUUACAAAUAUUGCCAGGGAGGGUCUUCUUGUGUUGGGCUCCUAACACUAGAUGGUGUAUGUCAGUAGAGUAUGCUGUUCUUUCUCCCCUCAUAAUUCCUUUUGUUGGUAUAUUUUUACAAAUAUUUUUUCCUGUAAAUCCUAUUUGGUUGGGGAUUGUACUGAACUGGAAACUAAUUCCUUCUUCCUGGUAUGAUUAGUUUCAAGUUAUAUGUUAUUUUCCUA